UCAGCAUAAACUCUCUUCUCGUCAAUGAUAAAGCUGGUAAAUACAUAAAUCAGACUGUUUCGUCGGAAGAAGAGUGCAGUAAGCAGACCACAUCAGCCGCUUACACGAAUAUGUACAAGAUGAAGAUGCAGACACGGCCAAUCAAUCUAAUCAGUCAGCUAAGACCACUAUCGCAAUGGGACGGGCAGAAAACGAAAGAGUCGAGGAAAGAGAGACGGCCCCGGACAGUUUUCACUGGCUCACAGCUCCUUGCACUGGAGAGUGUGUAUCAGAGUCAGAGGCUGCUGUGUAGGUGCGAGCGGGCGCGGCUUGCGGGCGCACUGGCGCUCACUCCAGCACAAGUCAAGGUCUGGUUUCAAAAUCGCAGGACAAAAUCUCGCCGAGACAUUUCGUCGCAAACCUCUGUCAAAGGAAAUGGAUGAGAAGAUCGGAGGAGGAACUCAAAAGGAGACAGGAACCAA
Messenger RNA from Bolinopsis microptera, 461 nucleotides. Its product is annotated as homeobox protein H40-like. NCBI's taxonomy places the organism in Eukaryota, Metazoa, Ctenophora, Tentaculata, Lobata, Bolinopsidae. Gene Ontology annotation, cellular component: nucleus. The record is from RefSeq and is a predicted model, not a curated record. Gene Ontology annotation, biological process: regulation of transcription by RNA polymerase II; cell differentiation. The transcript is spliced from 5 exons. Gene Ontology annotation, molecular function: RNA polymerase II cis-regulatory region sequence-specific DNA binding; DNA-binding transcription factor activity, RNA polymerase II-specific. Bases 111 to 422 code for a protein of 103 amino acids.